This is a messenger RNA of Ruditapes philippinarum (Manila clam), 1185 nucleotides long. RefSeq lists its product as uncharacterized. The record is from RefSeq and is a predicted model, not a curated record. Bases 42 to 932 code for a protein of 296 amino acids. The transcript has 5 exons. NCBI's taxonomy places the organism in Eukaryota, Metazoa, Mollusca, Bivalvia, Venerida, Veneridae.
UAAAUAUAUUAUGUGAAUAGAUCUAAAUUAAACAAUUAGAAAUGAUUUUUCUGACAAAACAAACACGUGUUAUAUCUUGCCACACAAAAAUAACCAUCAAGGUAAAAUGCAUAGUGUUGUUGACAUUGCUUUGUUGUGUUUCGGGUAAUGAAAAUGUGUAUCAAAGGACUAACGAUAUAUUUCUACAAAAUACUUUUUCGACACUCACAAGUCCUACAAGAGUUAAAUGUUGUGCUUAUUGUGAUCAGACGGACGAUUGUAUGAGUGUUAGUUAUCAGGAAUCAUCUAGAACUUGCAAGUUGUCGAGAGAUCCAUUGGUAUCUGUGUUUGUGAACGGACAGACGGACACCAGUUGGAAAAGUUACAGUAAAAAUGAAUGGUUGUUAGUGUUUCGUGGAACUCCAGGUAUCGGUGGUGAUAUAUAUACAGCAUGGGUUGACGGAAUUGGCGUCACCGUAGAUGACGUCACAUGCAUGACGACUGACGUUACUACGUGCAAUAAGAAUUAUCGUAAUCCAAUAGUUGAUUCUUGGAGUUCAGUAGGAAUGCAACAGGUAAAGUUUGCUUUUUACAAGGACAACGAAGAAGCUGCCUACGUAAUAUUUGACGCGACCGGAAGUGACAUUACCAGCUGGUUCUCUUCAUCAAAUAUUGUGGAUUCAUCUUGGACCACACUUGCCACGGAUUCUUUGAAUAUUUUCUCCAUCUAUGGUCAUGAUCCAGGUAGAAGGUUUAUGAUCAAUCGUAAUUAUGGUGGAUGCCCUGCAGAUGCCGGAUAUUCGAUUAUUGUUAUUAAUAAGGCACUACCUUGUACGUACGACAUCCAAUCGUCUUACCCACAAUUCAUAAUUUCUACAUCCGCAACUUCUGGCACUCCCGAAACGAUGACAGGAAUGGAUAAAGCAGAUGUUAUGGCCAUAUUCAUAAAAUAAAAACACGUCGGGGAGUUUAACGUCGUAUACUCGUGAACAUCUACAUUUGCAGAAUGAACAAUUGUUGAGCCAACAAAAGCAUGCACCGCUUCAUAAUACAGCACAUCACACCGUGUUAUAUUCAUAACUUAUUUAAUGCUUUCAUCCGUAAAAAUUAUAUUUGAUGAUUUUACAGUGAAAAUUAUCAAAAUAUAAUCUCACACUCUUCAAUGAUGAGACUACAUUUUUAAGAUUUUUUCCAUGUGGUACCCCA